Cladocopium goreaui is the source of this 792-nucleotide messenger RNA. Lineage: Eukaryota; Dinophyceae; Suessiales; Symbiodiniaceae. The record is from the annotation of a GenBank genome assembly.
AUGGAAAUGGCUUCGGAGCUGUCCCAGAAAAGCAGGAAAACCAUCUUCGGUAUGAUUGCAGUGGUCAAAGGGCUACAGCGAAGUAUGAUGAGGAUUUUCGGGAAUGGUCUUGAGAUCUUCGUACCCCAAGUGCUUCUGAAGCCCGGUGAUGACUUGAGUUCUGCCCGUUUGGAGCCAUCAACUGUUGAAGAGCGGCCGUUGCUGACAGCUUCACCUGAUGAAGAAUCAUUACCCUUCAAGAGUCUUUGGGCCCUGGCUUACAAUGCACACCUUCGAAUCUAUAUAGAGCCCGAGUGCCUCCACUGCCAGUGGAAUGACCUUCGCAAUAGCUUCAAGAGGGCCGACUUCCAGCCGGCAUUGCUUCUUGGAAUCGUCCUGACCCAAAUGGCACACGGGCCAUUCGGUGGUGGUGGUCAUCAAUGGACUCGGCAACAAACAGCUGAGAUUAUGUCAGAAACAAUGUCGGAUGGUGAUUUCCAGGCGUUGAAAGAGGCAAUGCUCAAUGACCGAUAUGGUGAUAGUGGAGAAAUUCCUGAAACACCACAGGAUAUCCCAGAACUCAAGUCUGUGGCUUCUCUACCCAUCUUUGCGAAAAACAAGAGCUGGUUUCAGGCCGUUAUUGCUCUUUAUCGGUUGGCCCUUGACUGGAGUUUGAAUGGUUUGAUUCUUGGAAGAGCUGCUGACUUGACCUCUGGAAACGACUGGGAGCAAGACGGGCAAGACGUGCCUGUUCUAGAAAAUAGCGUGUUUUCAAAAUUAUUUAUCAUAUCCCAUUUGUGUUUUCCUAAAUGA